AACCAACGGUGUUGAUAAACCUAAAGAUAUCCCCAAUUUUACAUCUGAGUCGUCUCCUCCUUCCUUUCUUCUCCAGCGUCGGAUUUUCCUCUCUCCUCCUCUCCUCCAUUCUCAAUCAUCCAUCGUCGCGCCUAAACUCAAAUUCUUAAUCUCUUUUUUAUAAUCAAAUUCAAAACCUUCGGUAACCUCCUUUCCCCCUUCCUUAAUCUUGAUUUCAUCUCCUUCCCUAAUCAUUCUAUCUCUUUCCCUCAAUUAAUUUGUUUUGUUGGCCGAAUAGGGUUUCGGUGUUUAUUUUUGGGAAUUAUGAUGGUGUUUUUGUUUUGUGUGGGCAGAUAUGGCGGAUUCGUCUCAGGGAGCACUUCCGGGGAGUCCUGGCGGUGGCAGCCACGAGAGUGGGGACCAGAGUCCGAGAUCGGGGGUUAGGGAACAAGAUAGGUUUCUUCCCAUCGCUAAUAUCAGUCGGAUCAUGAAGAAGGCUCUUCCGGCUAAUGGCAAAAUUGCCAAAGAUGCUAAGGAGACUGUUCAGGAAUGCGUCUCCGAGUUUAUCAGCUUCAUUACUAGCGAGGCAAGUGAUAAGUGCCAAAGGGAGAAGAGAAAGACUAUCAAUGGAGAUGAUUUGCUGUGGGCAAUGGCCACUCUUGGAUUUGAAGAUUAUAUUGAACCUCUUAAGGUUUACUUAACCAGGUUCAGGGAGAUGGAGGGUGAUACCAAGGGUUCAGCAAAAGGAGGUGAAGGGUCCAGUAAGAGAGAUGGUGUGCAACUUAACCCAAAUUCACAGCUUGGUCAUCAAGGUUCAUAUACCCAAGGCAUCAAUUAUGGGAAUUCUCAGCAGUAGCUACCUUCUGGUCAGGAUGGCUGUCCAGUGCUUGUCCAGGUUGAUACUUGAGGUGGUGACGGGAUUUGGGUCAUUUUGAGGCGGCGAUCAUGUUCUGCAAGUUGGUUUUGGGAGCUCCGGAGGCCAUGUUCUUUCUUGGUUGAACCUGUGAUGCUUGAAGUUCAUGUUCUAUUGUGAUGAUGAUCUACAAGUUACUCAGUAGUUAUAUACUAGUAGUUUAUUUAUUCUGCUUUAGGGGCCGGUAUACAUCAGUAUAUUUUGUAUAUUCAGGUGAUUGUUCUUGUAUUCUCUGAUAAUUUAAAACUUAUAUAUUAAGUACCCAUAUAUGCCUCCUGUGUGUUUGGUUCAUUUUGCUGUUGCUCUGUGUCUAUCCAGUACCUGUGCGA
This is a messenger RNA of Oldenlandia corymbosa var. corymbosa, 1221 nucleotides long. NCBI's taxonomy places the organism in Eukaryota, Viridiplantae, Streptophyta, Magnoliopsida, Gentianales, Rubiaceae. The record is from the annotation of a GenBank genome assembly.